Molecule: messenger RNA, 1065 nt
Organism: Necator americanus (New World hookworm)
Lineage: Eukaryota; Metazoa; Nematoda; Chromadorea; Rhabditida; Ancylostomatidae
Exons: 1
Coding region: 1-1065 (354 amino acids)
Molecular function (GO): catalytic activity
Source: RefSeq, a predicted model, not a curated record
AUGAAUCCGAAUUGGACGCGUUUUACGAGGAGCUGGAGGAAAGUAGUUCGCAACGAGAAGUUCUUCUACAAAUUCGUUGUCGGAGACUUCAACGCAAAACUAGGAAAGGCCACAGAAGAGGAAAACAUGAUUGGAAGAUUUGGACUAUGGGGCCGGAAUGAAAAUGGCAAUCGUCUCGCCGGUCUGUUGUCCCCCGCUCGCCUCUUUCAUGGGAACUCUCUUUUCAUGAAAAAAGAUCAUCGUCGGUGGACAUGGGAAUCGCCCAAUGGCGCGACUCGUGCGGAGAUCGACCACAUACUCACCAACCGGAGGUGGUGUCUACUUGAUGUCUCAGUAGUACCAUCCUUUUGUAGCGGUUCUGAUCACCGUCUCUUUCGUGCGAAAAUACGACUUAGCCACACGAUGGAAAAGAACAUCUGCUAUCGGCGACAAAGGAGAAAAGAAGUCGUCUACGGCGAUUGCCUACUCGAGGACUGCUUGUCCCAAGGUGACUGGCACAUGGAGGAGGACCCAAACGUGGACUACGAGAUGCUACUCAGAGGAUUACGAGCCUGUGCUGAACGUGUCUCGAAGCCGCGCACGACAAACUUGGAUCGAAUUUCGAAGACCACCAAGAAAUUGUUGGAAAGAAGAAGGGCUUUGAGGCUUGAUCCGAAUGCAUCGCACAUUGCACGGUUAGUAGCAAACACUAGCUGCAGAAAAGCGUUGCAGAAGGAUCUUUUGAAGUACAGGAAGAAGAAGAUUCUGGAAGCAGCACGAAGAAGAACGAGUCUAAAGAAGUGCCGCAGGGAUCUCCGCGAAUAUAACAUUCCGCUAGCAGCCUUGCUGAGCGAAUAUGGGACUCGCACGUCUUCUCGUCGUGAGAUGGAAAUCAUUACGGAGAGGUUCUACUCGAACCUUUUCCGUUCAUCAACCCCUGUGUCAAGCCCAAUCAUCCCCACUGGCGAAGCUCCACCACGGAUUCUCCCUUCGGAAGUACGAGUCGCUAUCAAGAGCAUGAAACCUGGCACAGCCCCCGGACCUGAUUUUAUAUCAGCAGACUUUCUUCGGGCUAGUGGCCACUAG